Molecule: messenger RNA, 1981 nt
Organism: Vitis riparia (riverbank grape)
Lineage: Eukaryota; Viridiplantae; Streptophyta; Magnoliopsida; Vitales; Vitaceae
Product: plant UBX domain-containing protein 10
Exons: 4
Coding region: 265-1677 (470 amino acids)
Cellular component (GO): endoplasmic reticulum
Molecular function (GO): ubiquitin binding
Source: RefSeq, a predicted model, not a curated record
AGAUUGUCGUUUUUAUCCCUUACGGAAGAUUGCGAGAGGCGAGACAACGACAAUCAUUUCUAAUCAACGAACUCUAUUCUAUCAUGGAAUGGUAGUUUCGUCAUUUGAAAGAUCAUCCUAGGCAUUUCCGUCUACAAAGGAGAACAUUCGAGCUUCUUUGUAGAGAAACAGAGAGGGAGAGUUGCAGUUCUUGAUCCUCUUAAGAAGGCGGAACCCUAAUUUUCUUGAAUCGGAGCUCUGCAACUUUCUCGAGAAAACAUAGAUAUGGUUGAUGUAGCCGACAAAUUAGCCUAUUUUCAAGCUAUCACAGGCCUUGAAGAUCCCGAUUUGUGUUCUGAGAUCCUUGCUGCCCAUGGCUGGGACCUAGAACUCGCUAUCUCCUCUUUCACUGUCACCAAUUCCGACCGUCCGGAGAGUUCCGCGACGGUCGCUGCCGAUGUUGCAGAGGUAGGGAGAAGCGAACGGUCUAGUGAAGAAUUGCGCUUGCUUCAGAGAUCGGAGACAAUGGGCGGGGUUGUUGCUCCGCCUGGUUUGGCGUGGAAACUCAUUACGUUACCGAUUUCUGUAAUUUCCGGUAGUUUAGGGUUAAUUUCUGGUGCGAUUGGGCUGGGAAUGUGGGCGGCGGGAGGUGUGUUAUCGUAUUCGUUGAGUAUGAUCGGGUUGGGCUCUGGUUCGGGGAGGAAUGGUGACUCCUCGUCGCCGUUGGUUUCUGUGUCAGCAGCGGGCGCGGAGGCGAUGGAUUUUGUGGCGAGUUUCGAGAAGGAUUAUGGUGCGACUCGGCCGAAUUUUGUGACCGAGGGGUUUAUGGAUGGGCUGCAACUCUCUCGGAACGCUUUUAAGCUGUUGUUUGUGUACUUGCACUCGCCGGAUCAUCCUGAUACGCCUUUGUUUUGUGAGAGGACUCUUUGUUCUGAGCCCUUGGCGGCUUUUAUUAAUGAAAAUUUUGUGUCGUGGGGAGGGAAUAUCCGGGCCAGCGAGGGGUUCAAGAUGAGUAACAGCUUGAAGGCUUCUCGGUUUCCAUUUUGUGCGGUGGUAAUGGCUGCCACGAAUCAGAGGAUUGCUCUGCUUCAGCAGGUUGAGGGACCAAAAUCUCCUGAAGAAAUGCUCACAAUUCUGCAGAAAGUGCUUGAAGAAAGUGCCCCUGUUCUUGUUGCAGCAAGGCUUGAUGCGGAAGAAAGAAGAAACAGCACAAGAUUGAGGGAGGAGCAAGAUGCUGCUUAUCGUGAAGCACUUGAAGCUGACCAAGCUAGGGAACGCCAGAGGAAAGAAGAACAAGAACGGCUGGAAAGGGAAGCUGCUGAAGCUGAGAGGAAGCGCAAGGAGGAAGAAGAGGCUCGUGAAAGAGCAGCACGUGAAGCCGCUGAGAAAGAAGCCGCACUAGCUAGAAUGCGGCAGGAGAAAGCUCUGUCACUUGGCAGUGAACCUGAAAAAGGACCUAAUGUCACUCAGGUAUUGGUACGAUUUCCCACCGGAGAACGCAAGGACAGAAGGUUCCAUAGUACAGCAACAAUCCAAUCUCUAUACGACUAUGUUGAUUCGUUGGGUUGCUUGGAUGCCGAAAGCUACAGCCUUGUCUCUAACUUCCCCAGAGUGGUAUAUGGCCCAGAGAAGCUCUCACUGUCGUUGAAAGAAGCUGGAUUGCAUCCACAGGCCAGCCUUUUUGUGGAGCCGAACUGAUGAGAACAACUACAAAAUGUGAAGCUAAUAUGGUCAAAUAGUAGUCCCGGAUGGGAUCUCCAAGUAGAAUAUCUUGUUGUGCUUCUCUUUUGUCAAGUAACUUUAGGAAUGAUACGACUACGAUGAGAUAAUAUAACAGCUAGCCUCCUAUGUCUCUCUAUGUGGAUGUUAAUUUCCCUUGCACUGCACAGAUUCAAUCAAACAAAUGGCUGUAGAGUGGAAAAUGGGUUUGAACUGAGGAUGAUGAUGAUUCCCCACAGAUAUUUACCAACUUGAGAAUGAAAUAAGCUUUUACCAUUUGCCA